Colius striatus (speckled mousebird) is the source of this 1899-nucleotide messenger RNA. Its product is annotated as voltage-dependent L-type calcium channel subunit beta-1-like. NCBI's taxonomy places the organism in Eukaryota, Metazoa, Chordata, Aves, Coliiformes, Coliidae. Gene Ontology annotation, biological process: chemical synaptic transmission; regulation of voltage-gated calcium channel activity; neuromuscular junction development. Gene Ontology annotation, cellular component: voltage-gated calcium channel complex. Gene Ontology annotation, molecular function: protein binding; high voltage-gated calcium channel activity. The record is from RefSeq and is a predicted model, not a curated record.
CACCCCGGGAGCUCCAUGGUGCGGGAAGGCGGAAUGGCCCGAACCCCGUACAGCUCCAACCAGGACAUCCAGAUGGACGUCUUCGACAACGCCGCCCUCCAGAGCAAGUACAUGAAACGCAAGAGCCGCUUCAAGCGCUCGGAUGGCAGCACCUCGUCUGACACCACCUCCAACAGCUUCGUCCGGCAGGGCUCGGCGGAGUCCUACACCAGCCGUCCCUCGGACUCGGAUGUGUCGCUGGAGGAGGAUCGGGAGGCACUGCGGAAGGAGGCCGAGCGCCAGGCCAUGGCCCAGCUGGAGAAAGCCAAGACGAAGCCGGUGGCGUUUGCUGUGCGGACCAACGUCGGCUACAACCCCUCUGCCAGCGACGACGUGCCGGUGCAGGGCAUGGCCAUCUGCUUCGAGCCCAAAGACUUCCUGCACAUCAAGGAGAAGUACAACAACGACUGGUGGAUCGGGCGGCUGGUGAAGGAGGGCUGCGAGGUGGGCUUCAUCCCCAGCCCUGUCAAGCUGGAGAACAUGAGGCUGCUGCAGGAGCAGAAGAUGAGGCAGAACCGCCUGAGUUCGAGCAAAUCGGGGGACAACUCCAGCUCCAGCCUGGGCGACGUGGUGACAGGGACCCGCCGGCCCACCCCACCAGCCAGCGGUGCCCUGGACAUGCCUAGCUUUGCCUUUGACCCCGAUGAGUUAGAGGAGGAGGAGGAGACCCACCGCUCCCCUAAGAGUAGCGUGAGCAGUGUCACCACCCCCCCUGCCCACAACAAGCGCAUCCCCUUCUUUAGGAAGGCUGAGCACGUGCCCCCGUACGAUGUGGUCCCCUCCAUGCGGCCCAUCAUCCUGGUGGGACCCUCGCUGAAGGGAUACGAGGUCACGGACAUGAUGCAGAAAGCCCUCUUUGACUUCUUGAAGCAUCGCUUUGAUGGCAGGAUCUCCAUCACACGGGUGACAGCUGACAUCUCCCUGGCCAAGCGCUCUGUCCUCAACAACCCCAGCAAGCACACCAUCAUCGAGCGCUCCAGCACACGCUCCAGCCUGGAUGUCUUGGCUGAGGUGCAGAGUGAGACCGAGCGCAUCUUCGAGCUGGCCCGGACACUGCAGCUGGUGGCCCUGGACGCCGACACCAUCAACCACCCGGCCCAGCUGGCCAAGACCUCGCUGGCUCCCAUCUGUCUAAUUGUCUACAUCAAAAUCACCUCCCCCAAGGUGCUGCAGCGGCUGGUGAAGUCCCGGGGCAAGUCCCAGGCGAAGCACCUCAAUGUGCAGAUGGUGGCAUCUGACAAGCUGGCACAGUGCCCACCCGAGAUGUUUGACAUCGUGCUGGAUGAGAACCAACUGGAGGAAGCCUGUGAGCACCUGGCUGAGUACCUGGAGGCCUACUGGAAGGCGACUCACCCCCCCAGCAGCAACCCCCCCAACCCGCUGCUCAACCGCACCAUGGCCACAGCCGCGCUGGCCGCCAGCCCUGCCCCCGUCUCCAACCUCCAGGGUCCCUACGUAGUGCCCGGGGAGCCGCCACUCGAGGGGGAGCACGGCCGCCCCCGGCACGGCCCCGCCGAGCUGGGGGGCUCCGGGCAGGGCCGCCCCCCGCCGCCGCCCUCCCGCCCGGCCCCCCGCAGCCUGUCCCGCCAGGACACCUUCGAUUUGGAGACCCCGGGCAGCCGGGAUUCGGCCGGGACUGAACCCGGCGAUUCCUGUUGCAUGGACAUCGAGAUGGAUCCCGCCGAGGAGGAGCCGCCGGGCCCCCCCGGUCACGAGGCGUGGGAGCAGCAGGACCCCCAGGGCCGGGGGCUGCGGGGUCGAGCCAAGGGUCAGGAGCGCUACGGCCCCGCCGCCCCGGAGCCCCUGGGGCUGGGGCAGGGCGAGGUGGAGGGCUGGGGCCAGGAUGUUUACAUACGUUAG